CAAUGUUAUUUUUCUGACUGCUGCUAGUGGACGAGAAAUUUGGUCUCGCGGAGAAGUGAGUGGGUUUGUGCUGGUGUUCGUGUUCGAUAUUGUGAUUUAUUAGUAAUAGAUCACGAAGAUGUCGUCACCGAGCGCUGGGAAACGUCGGAUGGACACAGAUGUCAUCAAACUCAUUGAAAGCAAGCACGAGGUUACCAUAUUGGGUGGGCUCAACGAGUUCUGCGUGAAAUUCUUCGGACCCCCAGGAACCCCAUACGAGGGUGGCGUGUGGCGCGUACGCGUGCACCUCCCCGACCACUACCCCUUCAAGUCGCCCUCUAUCGGUUUUAUGAACAAGGUCUACCAUCCCAACAUCGACGAGGUAUCGGGCACUGUAUGCUUGGACGUUAUCAAUCAGGCCUGGACCGCACUUUACGAUUUAUCGAACAUAUUCGAGUCGUUCCUCCCACAACUGCUGACCUACCCCAACCCCAUUGACCCGCUGAACGGAGACGCUGCCGCCAUGUACCUGCACAAGCCUGAAGAGUAUAAGAAGAAAGUUUCAGAUUACGUGAGAAGAUUCGCCACAGAAGAGGCUCUGCUCGAGAAAGACGCCAUCACGGGCAUGGGCGGCGCGCCCGCCGGCUCGUCGGCCGGCAAGGCCAACGGCGCCGCCAACAACAACGCGUCCGACACCGAGAGCUCCAUGAGCGACUUCAGCGACGACGAGGCGCACGGCAUGGAGUUAUAACGCACGCCCGCGCCGCCGCCGCCACGCUCGCUCGCCGCCGCCGCCGCCCGCCGGCACCGGCACGCGCCGGUGCUGCCCGUUGGCUGCCGUUAGGUUUUUUCAAUUUGGAAACGUUGAAGAAACGUUGAUUUCGAAAUUGUACAUAGUCGAGGAAAAGUCCCGUUCGUCUGCUAUUUAAUUUGUUUUAUUUAAAGUUACCUAUGUGCAGUUCUAUAGUAAAAA
Molecule: messenger RNA, 952 nt
Organism: Cydia pomonella (codling moth)
Lineage: Eukaryota; Metazoa; Arthropoda; Insecta; Lepidoptera; Tortricidae
Gene: UbcE2H
Product: ubiquitin-conjugating enzyme E2 H
Exons: 5
Coding region: 119-730 (203 amino acids)
Biological process (GO): protein polyubiquitination; ubiquitin-dependent protein catabolic process
Cellular component (GO): nucleus
Molecular function (GO): ubiquitin conjugating enzyme activity
Source: RefSeq, a predicted model, not a curated record